AUGCAUUCCUGGAACGAAUCAAUCCACAUAUGCAACUGGACAGGUAUUCUAUGUGGUCCCAGGUACCAGCGGGUGGUCACCCUCAAUUUGUGGUCUGGUGGGUUUUCAGGUUCCAUAUCACUUGAAGUUGGUAAUAUGAGUUUUCUUAGAGAGCUCAUCCUUUACAACAACAGUUUCACAGGCGUCAUCCCACAAGAGAUUGGCAGGUUAUCAAGAUUAAGAAGGCUAGGACUUUCCAACAAUUCUUUGUCAGGAUUUCAGUUUCCUGGAUGUUCCAUUGAAGGAUCAUCAAGAAAAAACCGAAUUCUUCUUUCCUUGAUAAUCGUUGUACCAAUACUUACCAUGAUUUUUGUAACUCUUGUUGUGAUCUUUUGUUUGGUGUACAAAUCGAGAUAUAAUAAGAAUAUUCCUCAAGAGACUAAUUCGGAUAAUGAAAACUUCCCACAAGUUUCUUAUAGAAGAUUACAUGAAGCAACUGAUGGGUUUUCUUUGGCAAACUUGAUUGGUUCUGGAACGUUCAGUGAUGUGUAUAAGACAAUUAUGUAUGAGAAAAACAUGCCACAAGCUGUUGCUGUGAAGGUACUAAAACUUGCAGUUCAUGGUGCUGACAAGAGUUUUUUUGCAGAAUGUGAAGCUUUGAGAAGCAUCAGACAUAGGAAUCUUGUGAAAAUUGUAACUUCUUGUUCGGGUAUUGAUUUUCAAGGGAAUGAUUUCAAGGCUCUGAUUUAUUCUUAUAUGGUCAAUGGGAGUUUGGAGGACCGGUUGCACCAAAAUCCACUACUUGGUCCAGAGAAUGAGGCGCCAUACAGUUGUCUGAAUUUUUUACAGAGGUUGAACAUCAUGAUAGAUGUGGCAAUGGCCCUAGAUUAUAUUCAUUGUCAGUGUGGAUCACCAAUCGUUCAUUGUGAUCUCAAGCCUAGUAAUAUCUUGUUUGAUGAUGACUUGGUUGCUCAUCUUGGUGAUUUCGAUUUGGCUACAUUUAUUCAACAUGAUUCUUCUUCAAGCCACACCACUUCACUUGGAAUAAAAGGCACAAUCGGAUAUGUUCCUCCUGAACACCGGAUGGGUAGCAAGAUAUCAACAUGUGGUGAUAUUUACAGCUUUGGAAUUCUCAUGUUGGAAUCAUUUACGGGGAAACGUCCUACUGACAGCAUGUUCUGUAGCAGUCUGAAUCUUCAUGAUUUUGUGAAGAUGGCUAUGCCACACAAAGUUAUGGAGAUAACCGAUCAUGUCCUUUUUGUAACCACAAAAGAGGAAAAUAUGACUGAAAAUACACAACACCGUGGACCAAUCGAGGAGUUCCUGACUUCAAUCUAUCUGAUUGGGACUGCUUGCUCCAUGAAAUUGCCGAGAGACGGGUUACACAUAAAAAAUGUCAUUGAACAACUGCAAAUUGUGAAGAAAACUUUUGUUGAAACCAUUGGGUGA
Lactuca virosa is the source of this 1428-nucleotide messenger RNA. The record is from the annotation of a GenBank genome assembly. Lineage: Eukaryota; Viridiplantae; Streptophyta; Magnoliopsida; Asterales; Asteraceae.